AUGGUAAUGAGCUCGGUUCAGGCAAAGUCAUUUUUUGGAGUGAUACAACGAAUUUAUAAGUUGUUCUCUACUUCAACAAAGAGGUGGGAUGAUUUGAAAUCCUUUGUAAAAGGUCGUAAAGGAAGAAGGCUUACUUUAAAGUCAUGGUCGGAUACACGCUGGAAGAGUCGUGUUGAUAGCGUCAAGGCUGUAAGAUUCCAAGCACCUCAGAUUAGAGAUGCAUUACUGCAUCUAGUGGAAAACAGAGGUGAUGCAACAACGGCUAGUGAUGCUAGAUCAUUGGCGGACUAUGAACUUCAAAGUUUUGAUUUUCUUGUGGGGAUAAUAAUCUGGUUUGAAAUAUUGCAAAAAGUGAAUUCAGUUAGCAAACUUUUCCAAAGAAAUGAUAUGGUCAUUGGUGAGAGUAUAAGCCUUUUACAAGGUUUGAUUGUUUUUUUGGAGGAAUACAGAAACUGCGGUUUUGAAGCUGCAAAAGUUGAAGCUCAAAAGAUUGCAUCGGAGAUGGAUGUGGAACCCGCCUUUUGUGAAAUUCAGAUUCGUCGCAAAAGUAAGCUUUUUGAUGAAAAUGCUCGAGAUGAACCAGUUCAAGGGGCCGAAGAAUAUUUCCGACUAAAUUAUUUUCUUCAAAUUGUUGAUAAUGCACUCUCUUCUCUUCAACUAAGGUUUGUGCAGUUUCAAAAGUAUGAAGAGAUUUUUGGAUUUCUAUUCAACUUGGCCAAGUUGAAAAACAUGGAUGAUGAAAGUUUGAAGCAUUCAUGUGUUGAACUUGAGAACUUUUUGAGACAUGGAGAUAAUUUUGAUAUUGAUGCACUUGAACUAUUUUCGGAGUUGCAAUUACUGAGAAAAGCAUUACCGGAUGGAUUAUCUAAACCAGUUGAAGUCUUGGAGUAUAUAAAAAAUUUGUAUCAUGGUUUUCCUAAUGCCUGGGUAGCUUACAGGAUAUUGUUGACCAUUCCGGUCACUGUUGCAUCUGCUGAAAGAAGUUUUUCCAAGCUGAAGUUGAUAAAGAAUUACCUUCGGUCAACUAUGUCUCAGGAUAGAUUGAAUGGUUUGACGAUGUUAUCCAUUGAAAAAAAAAAUAGUUGCGAAACUUGA
Molecule: messenger RNA, 1095 nt
Organism: Striga hermonthica
Lineage: Eukaryota; Viridiplantae; Streptophyta; Magnoliopsida; Lamiales; Orobanchaceae
Source: the annotation of a GenBank genome assembly